Molecule: messenger RNA, 2766 nt
Organism: Acanthosepion pharaonis
Lineage: Eukaryota; Metazoa; Mollusca; Cephalopoda; Sepiida; Sepiidae
Source: the annotation of a GenBank genome assembly
AUGAUACAAAUCAAAUAUACCGCCAGGUUCCAAUCUAUUUUCGUAGCCAUUAAGUGGAUAUUCGUAUUUGUUCAAGGCUUCUUAUUUUUCUUUCUUUUCUUUCUUUCUUUUUCUUUCUUUCUUUCUUUCCUCGUAUCUUCUUUCUUUAUUCUUUCUUUCUUACCUAGUUAUUUUUUUCUUUCUUUCUUUCUUUUCUUUCUUUCUUUAUCUUUUUCUUUUUUCUUACUUUCUUUAGUUUUUUUUCUUUCUUUUUCUUUUUUCUUUUUUUUCUUUCUUUUUUUUUCCUUAUCUUUCUUUCUUUCUUUUCUUUCUUACCUAGUUAUUUUUACUUUCUUUCUUUUUUCUUUCUUUCUUUCUUUCUUUCUUUUUUUCUUUCUUUCCUUUCUUCUUUCUUUCUUCUUUCUUUCUUUCUUUUUUUCUUUCUUUCUUUCUUUUCUUUCUUUCUUUCUUUCUUUUUUCUUCGUUUUUUUCUUUCUUUCUUUCUUACCUAGUUAUUUUAUCUUUCUUUCUUUCUUUCUUUCUUUCUUUCUUUCUUUCUUUCUUUCCUCGUUUCUUCUUUCUUUCUUCUUUCUUUCUUACCUAGUUAUUUUUACUUUCUUUCUCUUUUUCUUUCUUUCUUUCUUUCUUUCUUUCUUUCUUUCUUUCUUUCUUUCUUUCUUUCCUCUUAUUUUUUCUUUCUUUCUUUCUUUCUUUCUUUCUUUCUUUCUUUCUUUCUUUCUUUCUUCGUAUCUUCUUUCUUUCUUCUUUCUUUCUUUCUUUCUUUCUUUCUUCGUAUCUUCUUUCUUUCUUCUUUCUUUCUUACCUAGUUAUUUUAUCUUUCUUUCUUUCUUUCUUUCUUUCUUUCUUUCUUUCUUUCUUUUCUUCUUUUCUUUCUUCUUUCUUUCAUACCUAGUUAUUUUCUUUCUUUCUUUCUUUCUUUCUUUCUUUCUUUCUUUCUUUCUUUCUUUCUUUCUUUCUUUCUUCGUAUCUUCUUUCUUUCUUCUUUCUUUCUUACCUAGUUAUUUUUACUUUCUUUCUUUCUUUCUUUCUUUCUUCUUUCUUUCUUACCUAGUUAUUUUUACUUUCUUUCUUUCUUUCUUUCUUUCUUUUUCGUAUCUUCUUUCUUUCUUCUUUCUUUCUUACCUAGUUAUUUUUUUACUUUCUUUCUUUCUUUCUUUCCUUCGUAUCUUUCUUUUUUCUUUCUUUCUUUUAUUUUUUUCUUUCUUUCUUUCUUUCUUUCUUUCCUCUCUUCUUUUUCUUUCUUUCUUACCUAGUUAUUUUUUCUUUCUUUCUUUCUUUCUUUCUUUCUCUUUCUUUUUUUUCUUUCUUUCUUUCUUUUCUUUCUUUCCUUCUUUCUUUUUUUCUUUCUUACCUUUAUUUCUCUUUCUUUCUUUUUUCUUUCUUUCUUUCUUUCCUCGUAUCUUCUUUCUUUCUUCUUUCUUUAUUACCAAGUUAUUCUUUCUUUUUUCUUUCUUUCUUUCUUUCUUUCUUUCUUUCUUUUUCUUUCUUUUCUUUCUUCUUUUUAUUUUCUUUUCUUCGUUCUUUCUUUCUUUCUUUCUUUCUUUCCUCGUAUUUUCUUUCUUUCUUCUUUCUUUUUUAUCUAGUUAUUCUUUCUUUCUUUCUUUCUUUCUUUCUUUCUUUCUUUCUUUCUUCGUAUCUUCUUUCUUUCUUCUUUCUUUAUUACCUAGUUAUUUUCUCUUUCUUUCUUUCUUUCUUUCUUUCUUUCUUUCUUUCUUUCUUUCCUUGUAUCUUCUUUCUUUCUUCUUUCUUUCUUACCUAGUUAUUUUCUCUUUCUUUCUUUCUUUCUUUCUUUCUUUCUUUCUUUUCCAGAUUCUUCCUUUCAUACACCGGUGGGGACUUGUUUAUUUGUAUCAUUAUUACCGUUUUUGUUUAUCACUCUCUCUUUCUAAUCGUAUCCUAUCCUAUCCUAUCCUAUCCUAUCUAUCUAUCUAUCUAUCUAUCUAUCUAUGUAUCUCACUCUAUGUCAUUAUAUCCACUAGUCUUUGUUUGAAAUACCAAGCUUCUUUCUUUCUUUCUUUCUUUCUUUCUUUCUUUCUUUUGUCAAAUCAAAUUCAUUUUGCAGGUUUCCUCCCUUUAAUUAUUUUUCUUUCUAAUGUACAAACAUCAUUUUAUUCGUUUCUUUGUUUCUUUGUUUAUUUUAACAAACAACUUUUCUUUCUUUUAAUCAAAUUUCUUUUAAUCUAUCUAUCUAUCUAUCUAUCUAUCUAUCUAUCUAUCUAUCUCACGCUGUUCUUAUCUCUCAGUCUGUUCAUAUCAACUUUUUUAUCUAUCUAUCUAUCUAUCUAUCUAUCUAUCUAUCUAUCUAUCUAUCUAUCUAUCUAUCUAUCUAUCUCACUCUGUUCAUAUCUCUCUCAGUCUGUUCGUAUCUAUCUAUCUAUCUAUCAAUAUAUCUUACUCUGUUCAAAUAUCACCCAGUCUGUUCAUUUCUAUCUAUCUAUCUAUCUAUCUAUCUAUCUAUCUAUCUAUCUAUCUAUCUAUCUAUCUAUCUCAUCUCACCCUGUUCUUAUCUCUCAGUCUGCUCAUAUCAAUUUUUUUAUCUAUCUAUCUAUCUAUCUAUCUAUCUAUCUAUCUAUCUAUCUAUCUAUCUAUGUUCAUGUCUCUCUCAGUCUUCUAUUCCUUUCUAUCUAUCUAUCUAUCUAUCUAUCUAUCUAUCUGUUUGUCUGUCUUAUCUAUCUGUUGUCAAAGCUUUCUUUCUUUCAUUUUUUACUUCUUUUCUCCUUUAUCUUUAUUUCCCUGUCUGUUUACAUCCCUGUGAAUCCUUUUUAG